Molecule: messenger RNA, 1782 nt
Organism: Coffea arabica (coffee)
Lineage: Eukaryota; Viridiplantae; Streptophyta; Magnoliopsida; Gentianales; Rubiaceae
Product: heat stress transcription factor A-8
Biological process (GO): cellular response to heat; regulation of transcription by RNA polymerase II
Cellular component (GO): nucleus
Molecular function (GO): DNA-binding transcription factor activity; RNA polymerase II cis-regulatory region sequence-specific DNA binding
Source: RefSeq, a predicted model, not a curated record
UUUCCAAUACAUGACCUCACUUUCCCAGAGACUUCUGUGGAGCGAGGACCACGCUUUUGAAAGAGGCGCACCUCAAACUGACUACAUUCCUAGCCCCUUUCUCAAGUCUUUUAAACCCACUUAUAAAUUAGUAUAAUUCAAGGGAUUCAGGUACUUGGUCUCGAAUUCGAUUCAAAAGAGGAAACUAUUGGAAUCCCACUUCCAAGAUUGGAUUUUAAGACCAAAAUUCAUCUGGGUUUUUCUUCUUAGGUCGUAUUGUCGAGUGGGUCCAUUUCACAAAAGUGGAAUUCCGUAGAAGAAGGUUGAUUUUUGGGACCAAAAUUGAAGUGGGUUUGUCUUCUUAGUGCUAUAAUUGAAGGGGGUCUGUUCAAAAGUGAAAGUUUCAUCGAGAAAAGUUGAUUUUGUUGGUUUAUUUUUUAUCCGUUUUUCUGUAGUCGGGAUUAUGGUGAAAUCUUUGGAGAAUGGCUCAUCAGUGGCUCCAUUUUUGUUGAAAAUUUAUGAGAUGGUGAGCGAUGAAUCAACCGAUGAGUUGAUUUCGUGGAGUCAAACACAUAGCAAUAGCUUUAUCAUAUGGGAUGUCUCUAGGUUCUCUUCUGAAUUGCUUCCAAAGCACUUCAAGCACAGCAAUUUUUCCAGCUUCGUUCGCCAACUGAACAUAUAUGGUUUCCAUAAAUCUGAUACUGAUCGCUGGGAGUUCUCAAAUGAUGAGUUUGUUAAAGGCCAAAGGCAUCUACUGAAGAAUAUCGUUAGAAGAAAGCAGACUCCAGCACAAGCGCAGAGGAAAUCUUCCCAGCAGAAGGAUGCUGAUCCAGGUGCAUCUGAAGAAGAUAGGAGAACUGCACUGAGGAAGGAAGUUGAAACUCUGAAGAUUGAUAAGAAUACACUCAUGCAAGAACUGAUAAAGCUGAAGCAACACCAGCACGAGCAGACCUCACAGAGUAAGCUGGUACUUGUAAGAGAUCAAUUAAAAGGUAUGGAGAAGAAUCAACAACAAAUGCUCUCAUUUAUAGUGAUGGUCAUGCAAAACCCUGGAUUUUUCAUCCAGUUGCUGCAACCAAAAGAGAACAAUUGGCGCGCAGCUGAAACUGGUAAGCACAAAUUUAGUACAGUUGAUGAUGAUUGUGAACCUUUAUCUUCUGAUGGAGCAAUCAUAAGGUAUCAGCUUCCUGCAAAUGAGCCUUCAGAGCCUCCCUGCAUCGCCCCAAGUUCUAGUUCAGAAAAACCAGUGGAGCUCGAUCUUUCUGAUGAAAUAAGAGAUCUCCUCUUGAGUGUGGAUUUCACACCAUUACCGUUGGAUGAGAAGAUGCUUUCUCUGGAAAACCAUGGACCUCUUGUUCUUCCGGAUUCACCUGGUGGUGACUUUCUGAUGGACCAACUCCUUUUAUCAUGUCCACUUGCAGAGUCUAAAGACACUGAUGAGCCUGAUUCUGAAGUUUAUCUAGAUACUGGAAUGGACAUAGAGUCAGCAUUCCAGGCACAGGAAUCUAAUAAACUCAAAAGUCCGAAGGAUGGAUCGAAUCAGAAUAGAUGGGUUGAUACAACAGGAAUACGCAAUCAACUGGAUAACCUUGAAAGCUUGGACUUUUUGACUGUGUAAAUGGGCUCUCUGAAUUCCUGAAGCCCGCUGCAAAUGUUAUUAUUCGCUAUAUGCUAAUGCUGUAUAAAUCAAUUGAGAUUUACGGCUAAUUUUGCUUUUCCUUUUCUUAAUACCACAUAAGAUUCUGGUUUAUCAUCCUUUAUUGCUGGGUAUUGUCAAAGAAAAAUUAAGUGUGUUUUGUUAAA